Molecule: messenger RNA, 246 nt
Organism: Trichobilharzia regenti
Lineage: Eukaryota; Metazoa; Platyhelminthes; Trematoda; Strigeidida; Schistosomatidae
Source: the annotation of a GenBank genome assembly
AUGCUUCAGGUUCAUCCAAGGGAAAGGGACGCAUUUGAACCCAUGAAUAAGUGGCGUGUUCGAGUACAUUUGAAGAAUGAUGAUGGAACUCCUAUUAAUGAACAGUUUCCAAACCGUCAGGCUCUUCUUCUAUAUUUAGGGAAGGUUAUUCCUGUCAUUAGAUCGAAAAGACCACAAACAUCCGGUUCUAACACGACAGAUCAGAAUUUCCAAGGAAAAAAGAACAAACGAAAAGGGAAAAAAUAA